UUUUUUUUUUUUUUUUCUAUCCUCCAAUGUCAACUAUUCCGAAUGAUAUCUCUAUUGGUACACGUAUUCAAGUAGGAGAUGAUAGAGCUACAGUACGUUAUAUUGGCCAAGUCACUGGAUCUACUGGAGAAUGGUUAGGCGUCGAAUGGGAUGACGAUAAAAGAGGGAAACAUGACGGUUCUCAUAAUGGUACUCUUUAUUUCACUUGUAGAUCUAAGAGUUCAGGUUCCUUUAUUCGAUAUAAUGCUAAAAAAGUAUGGACUGGACGAUCAUUUUUGGAAGCACUUACUGCAAAGUACCUUGAAGCUAGUACAGAUCAUCAAGAUCCUGUGCAGGGGAAUCCUAUCAAUACUACUAAUACUACUACUAUUACAAAAGACGGGGAAAUUCUUUAUCUAGGUGGCAACAAGAAUAUUCAAGUAGAAACUGUUGGUUUUGAAAAAAUACAAAAAGCUCAAAGUCAACUUCAUGAUUUGAAAAUCGUUGGAUUACUUGAUAUGCGAAUCCUGGACGCCGGAAAGGAUAAAGUCAUUGCUCAUGCUGGUCUAUCUAUGGAAGACUUGGAUUUAUCAAAGAAUCUCAUCAACGAUUGGACAAACGUCGCAAAUAUCACUUCUCAAUUACCUCGAUUAAUGAUCCUUCGUUUGAAUCAUAUUCGCCUUCUUCCACCAAAUAUAGAUGUAUUGAAUUCGUUUUCCCCUUCACCAUUUGAUCAUUUGAAAACGUUGGUCUUAUGUAACACACACAUCACCUGGGACCAAGUGUUGCAAUUAGAUCAUCUCUUCCUUCAUCUUGAGGACUUACAACUUAGUGGUAAUGGUAUUCAAACAAUUGAUCGUGCUCCUAUUCACAUGCGACAACUCAAAUGUAUCAACUUGGAGGAUAACUGUUUGCAAGAUUGGAAAGAAAUCAAUCAUUUCUCUUCGUUACCAAAUUUACAAACACUAUUUUUAAAUGGCAACAUGAUUCAAACGAUCGACAUCAUACCAAAUACUUUUACCCAGUUGGCGUUUUUACGAAUCGAUAGGAAUCAAUUACAAGCAUGGACAAAUUUUGAUAUUUUAGAUCAACUUCCCUCAUUGGUCAAAUUACGUUGCCACGAGAACCCUAUUUUUAAAGACUUGCAUGUGGAAGAAUCUGCUGCUCAAAUUAUCGGAAGAAUCCAUGGUCUCACAACACUAAAUGGGAAUACAAUAACAGAUCGCGAGCGUAUUGAUUUGGAACGCUUCUAUUUGAAACUAUGCACUCGUGAUGGUGAUACUCCUGAAAGCAUCAAGUCCCUGCAUCCAAGAUUUUUACAAUUAUGCCGAGUACAUGGGGAACCAGAUUUUGGACAAAACAAACAAAAUAUUGGUAUGGUCACCUCAACAACUCUCAAUCAAAGACUGAUGACCAUUACCCUAUCUCAUUUACCACUGGAUUCCGAACAAGCAUUAUACCAACAUCAUUCAGCUAAUGAUUUACCUCCACCAAAACAAUCGGUAGAUAAACGUGUACUUGCCACCAUGCUUGUACGUAGUCUUCGUCAUUUGAUUCAAAAAUUAUUUGGUAUACCAGCAUCUCGACAACAUUUAUUUCUUAUACAACAACAACAACAUUCAACCAUCAUCAUGGAUAUGACGGAUGAUUUACGUGAUUUAAAGUUUUAUAGCAUUACCCAAGGGGACCAGAUCAUUAUCUUAGAUUAUUGAUUGUAUACUGUAGUUAGAUCUAAUUUUCCUCUCUCUCUC
Halteromyces radiatus is the source of this 1730-nucleotide messenger RNA. RefSeq lists its product as uncharacterized. The transcript has 9 exons. The coding region runs from base 27 to 1691 and encodes 554 amino acids. Gene Ontology annotation, molecular function: alpha-tubulin binding. Gene Ontology annotation, biological process: protein folding. Lineage: Eukaryota; Fungi; Mucoromycota; Mucoromycetes; Mucorales; Cunninghamellaceae. The record is from RefSeq and is a predicted model, not a curated record.